Messenger RNA from Rhinopithecus roxellana (golden snub-nosed monkey), 1899 nucleotides. RefSeq names its product atypical chemokine receptor 4 (gene ACKR4). Gene Ontology annotation, cellular component: membrane. Gene Ontology annotation, biological process: chemotaxis; immune response; G protein-coupled receptor signaling pathway. The coding region runs from base 97 to 1149 and encodes 350 amino acids. The record is from RefSeq and is a predicted model, not a curated record. Gene Ontology annotation, molecular function: scavenger receptor activity; chemokine receptor activity; chemokine binding. The transcript is spliced from 2 exons. Lineage: Eukaryota; Metazoa; Chordata; Mammalia; Primates; Cercopithecidae.
GUAAAGUGAAAACAAAAGUAGCUGGAGUUAGGUCAUUUGAUUUUACACUCUGUACUCAAAACUGCUCCUCUCUGUCGACUGCAACAGAUUGGAGCCAUGGCUUUGGAACAGAACCAGUCAACAGAUUAUUAUUAUGAGGAAAAUGAAACGAAUGGCACUUAUGACUACACUCAAUAUGAAUUGAUCUGUAUCAAAGAAGACGUCAGAGAAUUUGCAAAAGUUUUCCUCCCUGUGUUCCUCACAAUAGCUUUUGUCAUUGGACUUGCAGGCAAUUCCACGGUAGUGGCAAUUUAUGCCUAUUACAAGAAACAGAGAACCAAAACAGAUGUGUACAUCCUGAAUUUGGCUGUGGCAGAUUUACUCCUUCUAUUCACUUUGCCUUUUUGGGCUGUUAAUGCAGUUCAUGGGUGGGUUUUAGGGAAAACAAUGUGCAAAAUAACUUCAGCCUUGUACACACUAAACUUUGUCUCUGGAAUGCAGUUUCUGGCUUGUAUCAGCAUAGACAGAUAUGUGGCAGUAACUAAAGGCCCCAGCCAAUCAGCAGUGGGAAAACCAUGCUGGGUCAUCUGUUCCUGUGUCUGGAUGGCUGCCAUCUUGCUGAGCAUACCCCAGCUGGUUUUUUAUACAGUAAAUGACAAUGCUAGGUGCAUUCCCAUUUUUCCCCACUACCUAGGAACAUCAAUGAAAGCAUCGAUUCAAAUGCUAGAAAUCUGCAUUGGAUUUGUAGUACCCUUUCUUAUUAUGGGGGUGUGCUACUUUAUCACCGCAAGGACACUCAUGAAGAUGCCAAACAUUAAAAUAUCUCGACCCCUAAAAGUUCUGCUCACAGUGGUUCUAGUUUUCAUUGUCACUCAGCUGCCUUAUAACAUUGUCAAGUUCUGCCGAGCCAUAGACAUCAUCUACUCCCUGAUCACCAACUGCAACAUGAGCAAACGCAUGGACAUUGCCAUCCAAAUCACAGAAAGCGUCGCACUCUUUCACAGCUGCCUCAACCCAAUCCUUUAUGUUUUUAUGGGAGCAUCUUUCAAAAACUACAUUAUGAAAGUGGCCAAGAAAUAUGGGUCCUGGAGAAGACAGAGACAAAGUGUGGAGGAGUUUCGUUUUGAUUCUGAGGGUCCUACAGAGCCAACCAGUACUUUUAGCAUUUAAAGAUAAAACUGCUCUGCCUUUUGCUUGGAUACAUAUGAAUGAUGCUUCCCCCUCAAAUAAAACAUUUGCACUAUUCUGAAACUCAAAUCUCAAAUGCUGUGGUUGCAACUUACAAUAAAGAAUGGGUUGGGGAAAGGGGGAGAAAUAAAAGCCAAGAAGAGGAAACAAGAUAAUAAAUCUACAAAACAUGAUAAUUAAAAUGAAAAAUAUAGGAAAAUAAUAGUAACAGGCAUAAAUGAAUAAGAACACUCUGCUAUAAAGAAGAGGAGCUUUGAGGUGAUAAUUUUGUGUCUUGGUUGCAGUGGUGGUUAUACAAAUCUACACAAGUGAUAAAAUGACACAGAACUGUAUAUACACAUUAUACCAAUUUCAAUUUCCUGGUUUUGACAUUAUAGUAUAAUUAUGUAAGAUGCAACCAUUGGGGGAAACUGGGUGAAGGGUAUCCAGGGCCACUCUGUACCAUCUUUGUAACUUCCUGUGAAUUUAUAAUAAUUUCAAAAUAAAAGUUAAAAAAACAAACCUACUAUGCUAUAAGUUAGGCCAUCUAAGAUUAUUAAAGAGGUUCAUGUUAAAAGGCAUUCAUAAAUAUUUUUAAUUAUCUGAGUUUUAAUACAAGAACAAUUUCCCUGCAUAAUUUUAGUACUUGAAUAAGUAUGCAGCAGAACUCUAUCUUUUUUCCUGUUUUUUUUUUUUUCAGUUUGUAAGUAAUUUUAUAAAACCCACCUCCUCCAAAAAAGCAAUAAAAAAAAA